AGCCCCUUUUUUUGGAGGGCGCUUCUGGGGGGGGUCUGGGGGGCAGCGAGGCUGUUCGUUGAACCCCGUGACUUUGAGAGACCGUGACCUUGAGCCGGUCGAGAGGACCCUGCCAGGGGGGCACUUCUGGCGGGACCCAGCCCCGGCUCAGGUCGGUUACAUCCUGGCCAAGAGGACCCUGGCAAUUCAGGUCCUGGUUGAGAGGAUCACCCAGGGCACCUAGGGCACCUGGGCGGGACCCGCCCCGGCUCAAAGAACGCAGUUUUUCACCUGCAGGUCGCGGACCUCCACCAGGCCGCAUUGCUUGCCCUAGUGGCGAUGGUAGCUUGCCGGUCCUUUUUCUAUAGGGCGGACAACAAAAUGGUCCGACUAAAGGGACGGCCCUCGGCUCACGCGGCUCGAGGGCCGCCAUUUCCGGAAAAAAACACCAUUUUGUUUGUUUUUCCGUAAAUUCAGCUUUGCGUGGUUUUUGAGCGUGAUUUUGCAUGACAGGUUGCCGGUGUUGCGUUUUUCUCAUGAUUUUCACGUUGUCGGUCGUGUUUGGAAAGAGCUUCCCCAAGCACGUGAGCCUUGUGAAGGCGAGAUUCGGGGACGUUCUGGGGUCGGGCGGCAGGGAACCGCUCGCGGGUGCAAAGGCGUGGUUUCAGACUCACAGUUUUUCUUGACCUCACGUGCCCUGUGCCCAGACUUCGACGUGCAGAUCUUCUCGCAGCGCCGCGCUUUGGAGUUGCCUUUUUGUCACUUUUUGUUGGCCGCUUGCAGGUGGAUCCAAUUCGUGCUACUGGGGACUCUGUGGCUGGGCACCUGUGCGGAUUGGUGUCAACUCGGCCUUUGAGCAGUGUUUCAGGCUUUGUUUUGACAUCGAGGCAUACUGCCCGGACCUUCGCUGCUUCCGUUGUCAUGGCCAUCAAUGCCAACUGAUCUUUGAGGUUUGGGUCCCAACUCGCCAAUCUGUCAGGCCCCCUGAUCUUUGGCCUAGCGAUGCCCGGACACCCCCCCCCGUCCCGUGCCAGGAUUUGCGCGACUCGCGUUGCUUUUUUGUGUGCUUUUGCCAACCCCUUGAAGCCGCGCCGUCAGGCCCGUGUAUCUUUGGAAAUCGUGACCUCGUUGAGCCAGGCACUGCGAACUUUUGAGCUUCCGUGCCAUGAAGCAACGUCCUUCCAUCAAGACGUCUGGCCCUGGCGGCCCGGUGCCGAUUUCGGCUGCUUGUUUUGCAGGAUGUGGGUCAGCCAGUCUGACGGAUGGACGCUGCGAAGCCUUGCAAGGCUUGGCCCGACCGACCUUCAGGCCGCGAGUGAAAAGGAGGAGGAGCAUCCAAACCCGUGCGUUGGUGUUGCCAAAGAAGCCAGUCAAUCUUGUGUUUGCUCUGGAAACUUGGCUCGAGGGUACUCAUCAACACUGACACAACAACAGCUCGCAAUGGUUGCCCGAUGGGUCUAGUGCCAGUGCUUGAGGAAUCGCAGGCCGCUCAAGCGCUUUUCGAAUAGCCAUGGCGAUGAUGCGGACCAGGACCAAAAGCCG
Messenger RNA from Effrenium voratum, 1521 nucleotides. The record is from the annotation of a GenBank genome assembly. Lineage: Eukaryota; Dinophyceae; Suessiales; Symbiodiniaceae.